Molecule: messenger RNA, 2104 nt
Organism: Mus musculus (house mouse)
Lineage: Eukaryota; Metazoa; Chordata; Mammalia; Rodentia; Muridae
Gene: Ptgr1
Product: prostaglandin reductase 1
Exons: 10
Coding region: 52-1041 (329 amino acids)
Biological process (GO): prostaglandin catabolic process
Cellular component (GO): cytoplasm
Molecular function (GO): leukotriene B4 12-hydroxy dehydrogenase activity; 15-oxoprostaglandin 13-reductase [NAD(P)+] activity; oxidoreductase activity
Source: RefSeq, marked provisional
AUUCAGAGCGGUCUCCCGGGAAGGAGUUUCUGUGAGCUUGUGUAUACCAGGAUGGUGCAGGCCAAGAGCUGGACCCUGAAGAAGCACUUCGAAGGCUUCCCUACGGACGGUAACUUCGAGUUGAAGACGACUGAGCUCCCACCCUUAAAUAAUGGAGAGGUCCUGCUGGAAGCCCUGUUCCUCUCUGUGGAUCCUUACAUGAGAGUUGCAGCCAAAAAACUGAAGGAGGGCGACAGGAUGAUGGGCGAGCAAGUGGCCAGAGUCGUGGAAAGUAAAAACUCAGCCUUCCCAAAAGGAACGAUUGUAGCGGCUUUAUUAGGUUGGACAUCACAUUCCAUUUCUGAUGGGAAUGGACUGACAAAGCUGCCUGUAGAGUGGCCGGACAAGUUGCCACUGUCUUUGGCACUGGGGACAGUUGGCAUGCCAGGCCUCACUGCCUACUUUGGCCUGCUUGACAUCUGUGGCGUGAAGGGUGGAGAAACCGUGAUGGUCAGCGCAGCAGCAGGAGCAGUGGGCUCUGUUGUGGGGCAGAUAGCUAAGCUCAAGGGCUGCAAAGUUGUUGGUACAGCAGGGUCUGAUGAAAAGGUUGCCUAUCUUAAGAAGCUUGGAUUCGACGUGGCCUUUAACUACAAGACAGUAAAGUCACUGGAGGAAGCUUUGAGGACAGCCUCUCCCGAUGGUUAUGAUUGCUAUUUUGAUAAUGUAGGUGGAGAGUUUUCAAACGCUGUUAUACUCCAGAUGAAGACAUUUGGAAGGAUUGCCAUCUGUGGUGCCAUCUCUCAAUACAACCGUACUGGACCAUGUCCCCAGGGCCCAGCCCCAGAGGUGGUUAUCUAUCAGCAACUCCGCAUGGAGGGGUUCAUCGUGAAUCGGUGGCAAGGAGAAGUCCGCCAGAAGGCUCUGACAGAGUUAAUGAAUUGGGUCUCAGAGGGUAAAGUCCAGUGUCAUGAAUACGUCACUGAAGGAUUUGAGAAAAUGCCCGCAGCAUUUAUGGGAAUGUUGAAAGGAGAAAAUCUGGGGAAGACCAUAGUGAAAGCAUGAAAAUAAAAAUGGCCCACGGAUCGUCCCUGGAGGGUUAGCUUUUUACCAUUCAGUGCAAGUGUAUACUGUCCUAUGUAAGAUGUAACAGCAAUGCGUUUGACCUAGCUAAUAAAACAUGUGUGUUUUUUUUUCCCCAUCUGUGAUAGAGAAUGAAAUCAUGACAACCAAUGAGCAGGCAUGUUUCUGCCUACCUCAGCUCCUCCUGGGUGACCGUGACAAAUACUGCCUUUGGUGUCUGUUCUGAUUUUAUUUCUGUUGUAAUGAAAGCAAUUUAGAGGAGGAAAGGGUUUUCUUGACUUACACUUUCAGGUCACAGGUGUCACCAAGAGAAAUGAGGGCAGGAACUUGAAGGAAGGCCUGCUUUGUAUUCUGUUAACAUUUUCUCUAACCUGGGAACUCAGUAACCAAGGACAUACAGCAGAAACCACGGUGGAGGACGGUCUGCCAGCUAGCUCGUGCAGGCUGGUGUUCAGCUAAUGUUCUCAUAUACAUAGAGGAAAUGGUAACCCACUCUAUGAGGAUGGCUAAGCCCACUGUGGGAGGUAGCAUUUCCUGGGUGCAGUCACCUGCCACAGGGGUCUUAGCCUCCUCCACUGUCACAGGCCAGCCCGACCGAUGCGGGUCUUCAGUUAAGGCUCACCACUCAGGUGAUUUGUGAGACAUGCCAAGGCAGAGGUUAAAUCUAACUAAGACAGUGAACUUGGUGUAAUGUGAAGGCAAAAGAUUUCUCUUCCAACUGUUUAUAGAUACUAGGGGGGGGGAGCCACAUUGCUGAUCUAUGCAGUUCUCAGGGCCAGCCCGCACUGGUGUGCUGUGUAGUGACGCUAACAGAUCAAGGGAGGAAUCUGUCACUUACCACAGCUGGGACUGAGGAGUGUUAGGGGAAGAGACAAACUGUUCUGUACACUGGUACCUUCUGAGUCCUGAACAUUCUGGAAACAUUUUGCUGACAAAUACAGUAAAAAACUAAUACUCUACAGGCCGGUCAGAGCUGUUACAUAGAGAAGCCCUGUCUCGCUCUCCCCCCGCCACUGAAAAUUAAACCUUUUAAAGCUUUGGGUCC